GCGACGGCGACGGCGACGGCGACGACGACCGCGGCAGCACAUCGCCUCUCUCUCUCUCUCUCCCUCUCCUCUUUCUUCGCUUCUCCGACCGCCGUCGUAGUGGCGUGAUCUCCGCAACGACGUCGAUUAUCGUCUCCGAAUCGAAGCUCCGAUCACCAGCUUCCUUGUCGAUUCGUUCACCUACGUUCCUUCCUUCUCAAUGCAUUCGCUCACGGGCUCUCCCAAGGACACCUACCGAGAGGAAAACGCGGAAGAAGAAGUAGAAGAAGAAGAAGAAGAAGAGGAUGACGGCGAAUCGAUGAACGCUUCUCUCGCCACCACCGCCACCGAUGGGCAGCCGCUAGAUUCCGCGGAGCAAGCGUCCGAGCCCGAGCCUCCCGCCGAGGCUGCGUCGGAGGAUUUGUCCUCGGAGGAGCCGCCUCCUUCCGACGACACCUUUAGAUCUCGGAAGCGAAUGAGGGCGGAGGAAGACAACGGGGACGGAGAAGGGGAAGUGGUGUCUCCCAGGAAACAGAAUCAUCUGUCGUCGCUCGCGUCUCGGGCACCAGACCAACAACAACCCGAGCGCGAGCUGUCAGGGGAUGAUGAGCAAUCAGCAUUGCUCGAAGCAGGUGUUAGUAACGGCGAGGCCAACGGCUUUCUCAAUGGCAGCUUGAAAACUGCAGGGGCGACUGGUUCGAGCGCGGGCAGUGGGAAGAAAUCGAAGAAGAAGAACAGCAAUGUGUGGGUGACCAAGACUACGCGGAAAGGGAAGAAGAAGAACAAGAGCGGCGGCAAUAAUAGCCACAAUGUGCCUGCUGAGGACACCGUAUUGAUAGCUCCUGUCCCUAGGUUUCCGGACAGAAACGACGAUGCGCCGGACAUGGAAAUAUGCUUGUCGAAGGUUUAUAAGGCCGAGAAAGUAGAAUUAAGCGAGGAUAGAUUGAGUGCAGGCAGUUCCAAGGGGUAUAGAAUGGUGAGAGCCACAAGAGGAGUAGUUGAAGGAGCUUGGUACUUUGAGAUAAAGGUGGAGAGAUUGGGGGAGACAGGGCAUACCAGGUUGGGAUGGUCCACGGAGAAGGGGGACUUGCAGGCUCCAGUUGGGUAUGAUGGGAACAGUUUUGGGUAUAGAGACAUUGAUGGAAGUAAGGUGCAUAAGGCACUGAGAGAGAAAUAUGGGGAGGAAGGGUAUAAAGAAGGCGAUGUCAUUGGAUUUUACAUAAAUUUGCCUGACGGGGGAUUAUAUGCGCCGAAGUCGCCACAAUUGGUUUGGUACAAGGGUCAGAGAUAUGUUUGCAUGGCCGAUCCAAAAGAAGAUCCCCUGAAAGUUGUACCGGGAAGUGAGAUUUCUUUUUUCAGAAAUGGAGUUUGUCAAGGGUUUGCUUUUGAAGAUCUGUAUGGAGGUCGGUACUACCCGGCUGCUUCAAUGUAUACUCUUCCAAAUGAACCAAACUGUGUCGUCAGGUUCAACUUUGGUCCCAAGUUUGAAUGCUUUCCGAGUGACUUUGGAGGACGUCCAAUCCCGAAGCCUUUGAUCGAAAUCCCUUAUCAAGGGUAUGACAGCCACGUAGAUAAUGGUGGCUCCACUGAACAAAAGCACUGACCAAGAGAAACUCCUAAAAUUACAUAACUUAGGAAUCAUUAUUGAGAGAUUGAAUUGAGUUUGACAUUUGAUUGUAAUUCUUAUGAUUGUGGAACCAACACGCUUAAGGAACGAUAAACUUUAUCUUUUUUCCAAAA
This is a messenger RNA of Syzygium oleosum, 1719 nucleotides long. RefSeq names its product protein TRAUCO. NCBI's taxonomy places the organism in Eukaryota, Viridiplantae, Streptophyta, Magnoliopsida, Myrtales, Myrtaceae. The coding region runs from base 200 to 1582 and encodes 460 amino acids. The record is from RefSeq and is a predicted model, not a curated record. Gene Ontology annotation, molecular function: protein binding; transcription cis-regulatory region binding. Gene Ontology annotation, cellular component: Set1C/COMPASS complex. The transcript has 2 exons.